Molecule: messenger RNA, 1296 nt
Organism: Letharia lupina
Lineage: Eukaryota; Fungi; Ascomycota; Lecanoromycetes; Lecanorales; Parmeliaceae
Exons: 5
Coding region: 1-1296 (431 amino acids)
Biological process (GO): amino acid transmembrane transport
Cellular component (GO): membrane
Molecular function (GO): L-amino acid transmembrane transporter activity
Source: RefSeq, a predicted model, not a curated record
AUGAUAUCCCCACAUUUACCCCUCUUGGGCAGUGAUCCUGCUGCCAACUCCAUCAAAGCGUCCUCGUCACUAGAUUCACGUAGAUCACUGGUGCUACAAGCCGAUGGACACCUCGGGGAGCUGGAUGCGCCUGAAGUAUCAGACUCUUUUUCCCCAUCCGUCGUCGAUGAAACCUUAUCCAGCAGCAAUCCUCGGGCCCAACCCCAUGCUUCCUUGACAUUCGUCAACGGCCUCGCUCUCGUCCUCGGCCUUCAGAUCGGCUCCGGAAUCUUCUCUGCUCCUUCCCAAGUGAGCAAUCACGUACCAUCUCCAGGCGCAGCCGUCUUGAUUUGGCUUGUGGGAGGCAUCAUGGUCUGGACAGGCGCCGCCUCGUUCAUCGAACUCGGACUAGCAAUACCUAAGAAUGGAGGUAUCCAGGAAUAUCUCAAGGCCUGUUAUGGUGAUUAUCUCGGAUUUCUCUUUACAUGGAUAUGGAUCGCCAUAUCAAAGCCUUGUGCCAUGGCAAUGAUUGCGAUGAUUUUUGCCGAAAACUUGAGCAUUGCGGCCGGGCCCGUCGACGUACUUUCUGCGUGGGAAGUAAAGGUUCUUGCAAUACUAGGACUCUUCUUGAUUACCUGCAUCAACUGUCUUGGUACGAUUGCCGGAGCACGGGCUGCGAACGCGUUUCUGAUCUUGAAGCUACUCGCGGUUUUCUCAAUUGCUGCCACUGGCAUAGUCAUGGGUGUAACAGGCCGUCGUUCCCAUGAAACAGAGCCCGAGUGGUUCGCAAGUGAUCCAGAUCCGCAUCGCCAGACCAUGCUCAACUGGGCUAAGGCAGGUGAGUACAUUACAGCUAUUUACGGCGCACUUUUCUGCUACGGUGGAUGGGAAUCGAUCGGCUUCGUUGCUGGCGAGAUGACUGACCCAUCUCGUGAUUUACCUCGAGUAAUCAACACUGCCAUGUUUGUGGCCGUUAGUGGCUUCGUUCUUAUGAAUAUCGCACUUUUCAUGGAGUUUGGUCUGCACGUUUUCGGAGCUACCGGCGGCACGGUCUAUUCUUUAGUCGUUUCAGCAUCUUGUUUGGGGGCUUUGAAUGCGAAUGUCUUUGCAACUGGGAGACUAAUUGUCGCCGCGAGUAAGAACCAUUACUUUCCCAAGUUUUUCGGCAACGAUCAUUGCUCUGCGAGAGAAGAAGAGUCGCUUUCUACAAGGAAGGCACUGCAAAGGUUCCCAGCUCUUGUGUCCGCUGGCAUCUUGUGGUUCGCCGAGAGAACGGAGACUCUGCGCUGGGACAAGAAAGUACCCAUGGACUUUUGA